Punctularia strigosozonata HHB-11173 SS5 is the source of this 865-nucleotide messenger RNA. Its product is annotated as S-adenosyl-L-methionine-dependent methyltransferase. Bases 1 to 726 code for a protein of 241 amino acids. NCBI's taxonomy places the organism in Eukaryota, Fungi, Basidiomycota, Agaricomycetes, Corticiales, Punctulariaceae. The record is from RefSeq and is a predicted model, not a curated record. The transcript has 4 exons. Gene Ontology annotation, molecular function: S-adenosylmethionine-dependent methyltransferase activity.
AUGGAUUCCACACCGCAAGUAGAAGGCGAUCACCACCAACAUCAUGCUCAUUCGCAUGACUUUACCGAAGCCAACCGGCAACACUUCAACACCAGUGUAGAAGCCGCACAUCACGCAGAUCGGCCCGACUAUCUCAAGAUUGCGAAGAAGGUUGGGAAAUUGAUCGUGGAUGCCUACCCUUUCGACGAGGAAAAGACGACGCUCAUGGAUUUCGCUUGCGGUACAGGUGGUUUAUCCAGGGAACUUGCUCCUCACGUGAAAUCCAUCGUCGGAGUUGACAUCAGUCAAAGCAUGGUCGAUGAGUUCAACCGCCGAGUGAGUAACCAGGGAAUACCUCCGGAGGAGAUGAAAGCCGUAUGCACGGAUCUCCAAGCCGCAGAAGGAGCGCUCGACGGGCAAAAAUUCGACGUGGUCGUGUGCCUUGCUGCUUAUCACCAUUUUGCCUCACCUUCGGAGGUGAGCCGAACGCUGGUGUACUUUCUGAAGCCAGGAGGAGCGCUCUUCGUGAUGGACGUCAUGAAGAAUCCGUCUGGAGAAGUCGUCAUUCCGGCGACCCACAACCACGUCGUCCCUCACCCCUUCGGGUUCGACGAAGCAGAUAUGCGAGUUAUACUGGAGGGCGCCGGUCUCGAGAACUUCAAUUAUCAGAAGGCGCUCUCGGCUACCAUGAGAGGUAACAAGGCAGACCUAUUCAUUGCCAAUGCCUCCAAACCCGCUGUGCAUUGAUGCCUCAGGCUGCAGCAUGUCUCUUUUGGUGGGGUACUGGAUUGAUUGAUUGUUAUCUCGAUGCAUUCAUUCUGAAUUGGUGUUUUGAUAUAAUAAUCACGUACAUCGGAAUGCUAUGGAUACAAUGCGUGGUAUACAU